Messenger RNA from Pipistrellus kuhlii (Kuhl's pipistrelle), 1932 nucleotides. RefSeq names its product required for meiotic nuclear division 5 homolog B (gene RMND5B). The coding region runs from base 301 to 1482 and encodes 393 amino acids. Gene Ontology annotation, molecular function: ubiquitin protein ligase activity; protein binding. Gene Ontology annotation, cellular component: cytoplasm; GID complex; nucleus. Lineage: Eukaryota; Metazoa; Chordata; Mammalia; Chiroptera; Vespertilionidae. Gene Ontology annotation, biological process: proteasome-mediated ubiquitin-dependent protein catabolic process. The transcript has 10 exons. The record is from RefSeq and is a predicted model, not a curated record.
UGUGGAGGUGCAAGCCGAGGGCAGGCGCGGGGGGCCCGGCGGACGGCAGCUCGGCCGGGCUCCCAGGCCUCGGGCCUACCCGAACCCCCCCCUCCCCCCCGACUAAGUCUCCGUCCCGGUCCGCCCUUGGACUUGUUUGCUUCGGAGUCGUGGGCCCCGGCUGAGAACGGAAGCCCCACAGACUCCCAGGACACGCAAAGAAUCGCUUCUGUCGGGGGAAUCGCUCGAACUCAGACAUUCCGUCCUAGUGCGACCCGGCUGGGAUGAGGGCGCCAGGCAGGGCGUUAGGCGGAGGCCACCAUGGAGCCGUGUGAGAGCGUGGAGAGAGAGGUGGACAAGGUCCUACAGAAGUUCCUGACCUACGGGCAGCACUGCGAGCAGAGCCUGGAGGAGCUGCUGCGUUACGUAGGACAGCUGCGGGCUGAGCUGGCCAGUGCAGCUCUCCAGGGAACCCCUCUCUCAGCCACCCUCUCCUUGGUGAUGUCCCAGUGUUGCCGGAAGAUCAAAGACACCGUGCAGAAACUGGCUUCGGACCACAAGGACAUUCACAGCAGUGUCUCCCGAGUGGGCAAAGCCAUUGACAGGAACUUUGACUCUGAGGUGUGCGGUGUAGUCUCCGAUGCAGUGUGGGACUCCCGGGAGAAGCAGCAGCAGACCCUGCAGAUGGCCAUCGUGGAGCACCUGUACCAGCAGGGCAUGCUCAGCGUGGCUGAGGAGCUGUGCCAGGAAUCUACACUGAACGUGGACUUGGAUUUCAAGCAGCCUUUCCUGGAGUUGAAUCGAAUACUGGAAGCUCUGCACAAACAUGACCUGGGACCGGCAUUGGAAUGGGCCAUCUCCCACAGGCAGCGUCUGCUUGAGCUUAACAGCUCGCUGGAGUUCAAGCUGCACCGACUGUACUUUAUCCACCUCCUGGCUGGUGGCCCUGACAAGCAGCUGGAGGCCCUCAGCUAUGCCAGGCACUUCCAGCCCUUUGCUCGGCUGCACCAGCGGGAGAUCCAGGUGAUGAUGGGCAGCCUGGUAUACCUGCGACUGGGCUUGGAGAAGUCGCCCUACUGCCACCUCCUGGACACCAGCCACUGGGCUGAGAUCUGUGAGACCUUUACCCGAGAUGCUUGUUCCCUGCUGGGGCUUUCUGUGGAGUCACCCCUCAGUGUCAGCUUUGCCUCUGGCUGUGUGGCACUGCCCGUGCUGAUGAACAUCAAAGCUGUGAUUGAGCAGAGACAGUGCACAGGGGUCUGGAGUCACAAGGAUGAGUUACCGAUUGAGAUUGAACUAGGCAUGAAGUGCUGGUAUCACUCAGUGUUCGCCUGCCCCAUCCUUCGCCAACAAACAUCAGAUUCCAACCCUCCCAUCAAGCUCAUUUGUGGCCACGUUAUCUCCCGAGAUGCACUCAACAAGCUCAUUAAUGGAGGAAAGUUGAAGUGUCCCUACUGUCCCAUGGAGCAGAACCCAGCAGAUGGGAAACGCAUCAUAUUCUGACCCCUGUCUGGAAGGAACUUUAUUUAAAGAGAUUUUUCACCCACGAGACUUGCUGUCUCAUUGGAGUGGAUUGGGUUCAUUUCAGAAUUGCCUGAGUGCCACAGCAGGGGCCAAGGAGGGAGAUGAACCAACCUGCACUGGGCAGCUGGCGCCUUGACUGUACGGGCAGGGAGAGGCUGGCCUCUGUAUUCCUGCUGUCUCCGUUUAUGUUUGCCACUGACUUAGUAGCAAUGGACAGAGGAGCACAGGACUUGGAUGGCGGCAGCAACUGUCUUUCAUCUCUGCCCUCAGCCAGGUCUUACUACCAUACCAACACCAUACCCACUGCUCCCACUGUACAGCCUUACAACUGACUGUAUCCAUCAUCCACCAGUAAAUACUCUGGGACAGAACUGAAUGCCAUUUUUUUUUUAUAACUUUGAACAAAUAUAUUCACAGGCCUUCUCCUUC